AAAUGUGGUAAAACAAUAAGUUUUUAAUGUAGGCAGUAGGUGUGUGGGUGGUCAUCAUACUAGUCUUUAUAGUACUUUCUCUGUGUUAAAAAAGCUACGUAGUAAACAUCUUUAAAAUAUCUGAAAUUUGAACUUGACGGUUUCAAUAGGACUUUGGAAUCUACUUCAGUAAAGUAUAUAAUAAUUUUUAAAAAUUAAAAGGACAAAACAAUAUGCUGGGUAAAUACUAAGUAAGAACUGGUACACUUGUAACUGUGGGCCCUCCAGGACCAGUUCAACUGACCCCAUCUCUUGUCAAUAGAUUAAGAAUUGCGUUCCAGAAAAUUUGCAAAGUCACGUAGCCAGAGCAUACACAGAAGAAGGAAUCUUGAAAUGACCACAGAACCAAAGAUUCUCCUCCCCACGGAUCCAAAGGACCAGGCCGUGACUGGAAGUUAAAAGUCGGACUCUUUUCAGAAGUGAGGGAUCCCUCAUUCAGGAAGAUCUGAUGUUAAAAUUCCUUCCCCUCCUCAUCAUCAAUGUUCAGAACCCUGUCCUAAAUGUUUCAAACCUUACCAUAAAUGCUUGAAGCCCACCAAUCAAAACCUGCCCCACCAGCAUUUCUGUGUGCCAGCAGGUUCUCCCUAACCUCUUAAGUUUCACCCCAAAUCCUGAAUCAGGAAGAGAGAUCUCCCUCUGUCUCCCUGAAGAUCAAUCUUGCAGAAUAAAGCUUUCUCCCUCAAGAGCUGAUGCCAUAAUUAAUUGGUUUUUAAAUGCACAUCGGGCAAGGAAACUCCAAUUUCGUGUGGUAACAAUUUGGUGACAAAGAAGGGACAAGGUCCUGUGACCGCCUGCCCGAGGCUCUGGAACACUCAGCAGGGUGUGAGGUCUUUUCCUUGACCCUAAGUAGCUGCCAACACAACUUUUUCUGGACACUCAGCUGAUCAGAUGCUUGUUUCCCUGUUGCGGUGCUCCAGACCCCAAGGCAUUUUUUUUUCUUUUGGGAGAAGAUACAGCUCCUGUAUCAAGAUGUCUCUGGGCUCUGGAGUGGAGGAAGGCAAGUACUUCUCUCUUUGUCCCACUGAAGCGAGAGGAAACUGGAGUGGAGCUGCUGACAGAGGCUGAGUCUCCACUGGGGCAAGACCGCAUUGCUGUGAGAGUGGCUGGUCUACAGAGAUGCCUUAAAUCCUGACUAGUUGUCCAGUCUUGUUCCAGUCCACCUGUAUCCUGACCAUAAAGCUCUCUUUUUUUAAGAGCCUAGAGAAGGGACAGAGGGAAAACGAAACUGAAAAGGAAUAGAAGGCUGGACAUACAGAUGGCAACACACAGACGCAGUCUUGACACAAGGAUGGCUCCGACAAAACCGAGAUUAAGACUUGGAGACCUGAUUGAGAUUUCUCGCUUUGGCUAUAAGCACUGGGCCAUCUACGUGGGAGGAGGCUAUGUGGUCCACCUGGCUCUCGCAGAUGACAUCGCGGGAGCUGCUGCCUCCAGCAUCAUGUGCACCCUGACUGAGAAGGCCAUAGUGAAGAAGGAACUGCUGUGUGUCGUGGCCGGGAGGGACAAGUACCAGGUCAAUAACAAACACGAUGACAAGUACCGGCCGCUGCCUUCCAACAAAAUCGUCCAGCGGGUGGAGGAGCUGGUGGGGCAGGUGUGGCCCUACUCGCUCACCAGCGAGAACUGCGAGCACUUUGUGAACGAGCUGCGCUACGGAGUCUCCCGCAGCGACCAGGUCACUGAUAUGGUCACGGCAGUAGGUGUGACAGCAGGCGUCCUAGCGGUAGGCCUGGCUGCCGCAGGCCUCAUCGGGAUCCUGAGGACCAGAAGCAAGCGGGAAAAGCAAUAAGGCCAAGGAAUUGCCCUGAGAGCAGCCCGUUUUAUGGAGAAAUCUGGCUUGGCCAGCAGGAAUGGAGUUUGGUUUAUUGAUUUCACUCUUUGUGAUCAUUUAGAUUUAUUUUAAUGGAGCUAAAUAAAAGUGCUGGAAGGUUUUAUUUGGGGAAAUGCGGGCUAGCGUGAACUCUAUUGAAGACACAGUUGGGCUCUGGUAUGGACUGAACGUUUGUGUCCCCCCAAAUUCAUGUUGAAGCCCCAACCCCCAAUGCAAUGGGACCUGGAGGCGGGGCCUUUGGGGGAUAAUUACCAUUAGGUCAUGAGGAUGGGGCCCCCAUGACGGGAUUAGUGUCUUUAUAAGAAGAAGUGGAGAGACCAGAGUGCACUUGCACUCUCUCUCUCUCCCUUUCUCUCUCUCUCUCUCUCUCUCUUUCUCUCUUUCUCUCUCUCCCCCCUCCAUGUGAGGACACAGGGAGAAGGCAGCCAUCUGCAAGCCAGGAAGAGGGUCUUCCCAGGAACCAAAUCUUGAUCUUGGAAUUUUCUGCGCCCAGAACUGUGAGAAAUAAACGUCUGUUGUUUAAGUGA
This is a messenger RNA of Equus caballus (horse), 2397 nucleotides long. Lineage: Eukaryota; Metazoa; Chordata; Mammalia; Perissodactyla; Equidae. The record is from RefSeq and is a predicted model, not a curated record.